UUUCUCAGUAAUUAGGUGCUUCGUGCCAUUCAUGGUACCAGGAUCAAGACGUUCAUUUUCAAUUCUCAUGGUGACGAUGGGAAAACUGCCACCCUCCUAGUGCUCUUCACCCAGCUAUGAGCGCCUCUGGGGCCGGCACCAGUGGUGGUUGCAGCAGCGGCGGGGUGACCCUGCGCUGCCAGCGCCACCUGGAUGCCCGCUGGCAGCAGCUAGACAUACAGGAGGUGUUCAGUCGUGACGGCCUCUGUCGGCUCUGGAAUCAGAUGCUGACAGAUGGGGAGCUGACUGGCGCCUUCACCGAUGGCGUGAUCAACUCGGCUGGAGCUGUCGCCAGGAGAGGCGAGAGCGGCCACUUCUACUGCGGCACUCGCUCCCUGACGUGCCCCUGCUGCGACGGGCUGUGCGGCCCGGGAUACGGCUGCAACUGCGGCCCCUGCCGCCAGCUGGACGCCGAGCUCGGAGCGGAGGGAACGGAGAGUGACGAGCCGGCCUUAUCAUCACGUGCUCAGCUGCAGCCAUGGCAGUGGUCGGACUCGCCCUCCGCCGAGCAGCUGGCCGCCUGCCUGCGCACCCUGCAGCGCGAGCAGAUGGCCGCGGCCGCGCAGGCCAGCCUCAGCUGUCUGUCGGCGCUGCGCAUACGUCAGCGCGUGGCCGUGGCGCGUCGCUACUUCACGGCGCUGACGCCGCAGCCGCCGGCCGACGCGUCCGACACCGGAGCGCGCACCGCCGCCGCCGCGGUGGUGGCCGGUGGCCGCGGCGCCGCCGGCCGCGGUGAGCCGCCCUCCCACAGCCUGGCCCGUGUCGGCUCUCGUGCCGCCAUGGGGUUCGCCAUCGCGUUCCUGCGCCGCGCCUGGCGCUCCGGAGAGGACACCGACAUCUGCUCCGACCUGCUCAAGGAGUCUCUGGAGGCGCUGCGUUACCUUCCCGAGGGAAAUCUGUUUGAUGAGGACCAGGUGUCGCCCGUCUGGCUGGAGGUGGUCGAAAAGGCCAGCCGCUUCCUGCGCUCCGUCGUACUGGGUGAGGUGGGCGGCGUGCCGACCUCGGACCGCCACCUGGCUCUGUCGCUUCUCCUGGAGCUGGCCGUGCAGCGGGCGGCUCUGAGCCACCUUCUCAGCGUGCUGCUGCUCGUGCUGCAGAUCUGGCACGCCGCCGGACACACGGCCGCCGAUAAUAGAACGCGGCGUCACGGCAGCUCCGCGCCGCUGCUGCCGCUGCUGCACCGACUGAGGGCGGUCGCCGCCGGACCAGGCGGGACGGCCGCCUCACCCAGUGGACAUAUGGAGCUCACCGCUGGACCGAUGUCCCCGACGGAGGUAUUUCUGCGUCUGCUCGACCUGCCCGAGGACCCGGAAAUGUACGUGGACCUCCGUCAGGUGGCUGUGGUUACCCUCUGCCUGCUCGACCGGCUCGCCACGCCGCUACAGCCCGACAGCGCCGCCGAAAAGGACUCUGGCCGCCAGGAGCUGCUGUGUAUAGGCUGUGGCGGCGGCGGCACACCCGUCUCACCGUCCGGCAGUCCCGGCUCGGCCACCAGCGGCGCCGUGGCGGUGGAAGGACUGGGGGAACAGCGGCUCCGUCAGAUGGCGUGCGGGGAACAGGCGGCGCUGGUCCUUACCCAGUCCGGGGUGGUGUAUACAGUCCAGUACUCCAACAGAGACAAACAGACUCUGACGCCAGUAACGGGUCUUUCUGAGAAGGAGGUGGUGUAUGUGUCGGCCCACCCCGAGGGACAGCACUACAUGGUGGUUACCGCAGACGGACAGCUGUUCUCGUGGGGCAGCGGCGACGGCGGCCGGCUGGGCCACGGAGACUGUCAGAGUCACGACUCGCCCGUCCUGGUGGCGGCACUGGCCGGAAAACACGUGACCACCGCCAGCUGCGGAUCCACCUACAGUGCGGCGCUGACCAGCUGCGGCGAACUGUACACGUGGGGCCGCGGUAACUACGGACGGCUGGGACACGGAAACUUCGAGGACUGCCACCUGCCCACACUGGUGCAGGCACUCAAAGGUCAGCGUGUAGUAGACGUCUGCUGCGGCUCCGGCGAUGCCCAGACAGUAGCCGUCACGGACGCCGGACUGGUCUAUACCUGGGGCGACGGCGACUACGGAAAACUCGGCCGCGGCGGCAGCGAGGGCUCGCGGGUGCCGCAGCUGGUGGAGCGACUGCAGGAGGUGCGCGUGGUGCGGGCCGUCAGUGGCGCCCAGUUCACCGCCGCGCUCACCGACACCGGGGCCGUCUACACCUGGGGCAAGGGGGACACGUUCCGACUGGGCCACGGCACCGAGGAGCACGCCCGCUACCCGCUCAAAGUCGAGGCGCUGGCAGGCCGUAAGGUGCGCCAGCUCUCGGUGGGCGUCACCACAUGUCUGGCGCUGACAGAGGACGGCGAGGCGCUGGCCUGGGGCCGCGGCGUGGCCGGCCGGCCGGCCGUGCUGCCCUCGCCGACACCGCUCCCCGAGCUGCAGGGCCGGGCAGUGCUCGGAGUGUGCUGUGGACCCGCUCAGGUGUUCGCCUGGUCUCUGGGCUCGGAGAGUAAGGUGCCACGCCGCGUUCCAUUCGUGGUGGACGUCUCCGAGAGCACGUUUGUCUACCUGGACCGUAUGAUGGAGCGGGCGUCUCCGUCGGCCGCCGCCGCCGCCCGGCCGCCCUCUCAGGAGGAUGAGUGUACGAUGGUGGCCGCGCUGAGACUGCUCACACUGCAGCUGCACGUGGCCAUCACCCACUCGGUGCCCCUGUCGGAGCUGGGUCUCUCGGCCGGCUCCCGGCUGCUGGCCUCGCUCCGGUGCCGGGUGGUGGACCUGGCCAGUGGCUCGGGAGUGCUGCCGGCCGUCCAGGCGGCCGCCCAGGGCACGCUGAAGGUCGGAUGGAGCGCCCUGCUGCCCACCGCAGAGGAACGCGCCAAGACUCUGUCCACGCUGCUACCGCACGCAGGCUGUGAGGUGGGCUCCCCCAGCCCGGGCAGGCUGUUCAUGACAGACCUGCUUGUCUCCUCACUGAUGGCCGAUGGAGGGCUGGAGACGGCGCUCAGGGCCGCCGUCAAAGUCGAAGUCCAGGACCUGGAGGAGGGUGGCGAGAAGGAGGUGCUGCUGUCGCAGAUGAUGACGGAGCAGGCGCAGCUGGAGGCCGAGACCAAGCGGUCGCAGGGAGCCGGCGGCGAGAAGCCGCCCAUCCCGCUGCUGCACCUGGUCAAACAGCUCCUCAGGAACAUCUCGUCUCAGACCCUGUACCGUCUGCAGACCCUGACGGCCUCCACGGCCUCCGCCGAGUCACCCACCCUGUCCCAGUCUACCCCGGACCUGCCGCCGCCUCCGCCGCCGCCGACCGCCGGCGUCCCGUCCGUCGGCUCCCAGACCAGCGGGCCGCGCCGCUCGGCCUCCCUGGACCUGCUGGUACGCUUCCAGCGGCUACUACUGGCCGAGCUACACCACCUGGGCGACCCGGCGCCAGGCGAUGAGAAACGCGAGCGUCACGACCGCGGCGCGGGCUCGCUGUUGGCGAAGUACGUGCAGUUGCUGUUGGUGUUUGUGAACGACACACUAUCGGUGGCGUGCGGCGUGGCGGCCGGCGGCGCCAAGUUGUUCGCCCUGGCGGCGGCCGCUCUCAGAGAGGACGUGGUUGGGGUGCUGGUCCCGGAGCUGGUGCUCUGUCUGCUGAUGCUACAGCAGCGGAGCCCGGCGCUCCGCCGACCGAACCUGUUUGCGCCGCUACUGCCGCUACUAGACACACUGGAUAGGUUCAACCGACUGGCUCCCGGCGCGGAGCGGGAGGACGCCGAGGACCUCGCCUGGCCGGGCAUCAUCGGCGCCUCCCACUCGACACACUCUGUGCGCUCCAACGAGGAAGUACCCGUGAUCCGACGGGCGGAUGUCGAAAAUCAUAACCGCGACGGCGGCCUCUGGCUGGUCAUCGCCGGGAAGGUGUAUGAUGUGCACGAUUUCAAAGCGGAAGCGCCGUGCGGUGCCGAGCUGUUGCAGCGUUCGGCCGGUAAGGAUGUCACCAAGGCGUUCGAGGCGGCGCAGCACUCGCCUCAGGCGCUGGAGCUGCUGAAAGGUCUGCUGGUGGGGCCGCUACUGGACCCUGACGGCGACCCGCCGGCGGCGGCGGCAGCGGUGCUGGGCGCGGACAUCAGCUCCCUCUCCUCACCUCUGGUGGACACGGAGCGCUCCCUGUCGCUGCUGCUGGGACUCCAGGCAGCGGCGUUGUACCGCGGUACGCCGCCUCAGCCAGCCGAGCUGCAGGCGGCGCCCGUACUCGAGACAGGCGUGUUUGACGGCGGGCUGGAGCGGGGAGUGUGCCAGGGCUCCGAGGACGUGGACAAAGACCGAGAGACGAGCAACUCGCCGUUCAAGGCGCACAUGAACUCUGAUACCAUGGAGGACACGGUGAAACUCAUCAUAGCGUUCGCGGAGGACCCCGAGGAGGAGGGCGGUCGCCGUCUGGGCGCCGCCGUGUCGCGCCACUGUCAGCAGCGUCACCUGCAGAUGCCGCUGCUGGUGGAGGCCGAUCACCCUGUGGAGCAGGUGGGGCGGCUGCUGCUGGCCGCCGUCCUCCGGCAGACCGGCCUGCACCGCCGGCUGACGGCCUUCGUCAACGGCGGGGCAGACGUGGAGUCACUGCCGCCGCUACCAGAGCCGAUACCGGAGCUGCUGCGGGUGGUACACCGCACCAAACUGUCCCUGAUCCGCACCAGGCAGCAGCUCGACUCCAGCUACAAGGAGGUGUGCGCGGAGCCGAUCGACAGGUGUCGGUUUCUGUUGUACAAGGUGCGGCCGCUGCCCGGUUUGGGCCGCAGCUCCUCCGGACACAGACUUCUGCUGCGGGUGGAGAGCCGCUGGCGAGCCGCCUGUCGUCAGAUCCUCCAGUCCAGGGCCGGGACGCUGCACGUCAAACCAGAGGAUAUUCUCAAUGAGAGCAUACAAUCCCAGGACGCCCUGGCGGCGGCGGUCGGCUCGCUGAAAGAGGAACCUCUUGAAGAGGGCGAGGCAGAGAAGCAGCAAUUGGAGACGACAGAGGAGCCGGCCACGGCGGCCGGUCUCGGUCCCACCGUGUCUCCACCCCCAGGCCCGGCUGUCGAGGACGACCGCUGCUCCUCUGAGGAAGAAGAGGAGGAACAAUCUGAGAAACUGGCCGCCGAGGCGCUGCCCGAGAAACUAGCCGAGCUCGAGGAGAGACUGGAGAAGUAUGAAGAUGAGGACCGUUCAGAGAAACUGGACAUCGGAGAUGGAUGUAAGAAGGUGACCGAUUUUGACCGACCCAACAAACUGGAAGAAGAUGCCCUCUCCGAGAAGCUAGUCGACGACGAGAGAUCUGAGAAGACUGAGGACGGAGACGAAGACGAGAAGGUGAUGGAAAAGUCGGCACCGCCGGCCGUGCUGAGUGAGCAGCAGCGGCGGAGAAGGAAGCGCUCUCCGGCGGCCGGCGGCGCGCCUGACAACCGGCGCAGCUGGCCGACCGACACGGCGCUGAGGCUGGCGCCGCUGCCGCCGCCGCCGGCCGCCGAGCAGGGUCCUGAGACAGCGGCGGAGACGGGCGACGGACGGCGGGAUCAGCUGGAGAAGCUCGCUCUGAAACUGGAGGUGACUGUGGACGACGGCGAGACCACCACGCCGCCGGUGGAUACCGCCAAGAAGCACGCGUACAUUCCGCAGUGGAGCGACUCGUGUUCCCCGUCGGAAUCUGCCGCCCUGGAGGUGGCCGCCCGUAUCGCCAGUUUCGUCACCCAGUCGGCGGUGGACGCCGGCGCCGUACAGCGGGCGCUGCUCUGUCAGACGGAGCGCGCUGGACUGCGGCUGCGUGGACUGCAGACCGUCCAGGGACUGCUGGCCAAAACACACCUGCUGCCCUCCGCGCGGCUCCACCUACUGAUGGGCUGGAUCGGACUGGGGCCCACACUGAAACCCGACUACAGCCCCCCGCCGUGCUGUCUGGACGGCGUGCAGCUGGUGCGGCCGUACGAGCGCGCCCAGCUGCUGGUCCAGCACGGCCGGCUGACGGCGCUGGCCGCUCAGCAGCUGCGGCAGCUGGCAGCAGCUGCCGACCUGCAGUUCCGCGGCCGCGGCUGCAAGUCCUCCCGACUGAAGGAGAAUCUGAACCACAUGGAUCAGAACGGACUGUCGACGCUGCCGGCCGCCAGAUUCCUGCUGCCGCUGCUGGUGGUACUCAGCGGCGACCACGGGCCGGACGUCUCUGCCCUCCUGCUGCGCUCCGGGCUCCUAUCCACCGUACAGACCCUGCUCCGGCUGCUCGGCCCCGACCCGGCCGGCCCGCCCGACCAGCCCGUCUCGGUGCCGGCCAUACUGGAGGAGGCCGUGGAGCGGCAGCCCACACCGCAGUACCAGCUCUCAGGGCCCGAGAUGGCAGCGCUCAUGAAGAUCGGCACCCGCGUGGUGCGCGGAGAGGACUGGAAGUGGGGAGAUCAGGACGGCGCUCCGUCCGGCGCCCCGUCCGGCGAGGGCGUGGUGAUCGGGGAGCUCGGGGAGGACGGCUGGAUCCGCGUCCAGUGGGACAACGGCUCCACCAACUCGUACCGCAUGGGCAAGGAGGGCCGCUACGACCUCAAGCUGGCCGACGUGCCGCAGCCCGUGUCCUCGGAUGAUGAGGACGAUGACGAUGAUCUCACCGCCACGGAGGCGCCCUCGGAGAGUCGCCAGCCGACGGCUCUGUUCCGUCAGGGCUGCCAGCGGCUCCUGCAGGCGCACACCCUGGCGCUGGGACUACACGGAGAGACGGCCGACCAGGCGGCAGUGCAUCGUCUCACCGCGCUGCUCAGGGAUAUCGUCACGCACGGCCGCCUGGAGCCGGUGUCGCCUCUCCAGGAGCCAGAGGCGUGUCUGCACGCCCAGCACCGCAGCUGGGCCACGCUGCCACUGCUGCGGGCCGCCGCCGCCAGCAGCUCGGCCGUGCGCCGCGCGCUCUGCCGACCCGCCUGGACCUCCCUGCUGCUCGACAGGAUCGAGCCGCAUGUGCCGGUGGCCACUCAGCUGCAGUGCGUGCUGCUGCUGUCGUCCAGUCUGUCGGCCUGCGAGGACCCGGCUCAGAUGCGCGCGCUGCUCCACCGACUCCUCACGAGACUGGGAGACACCAUGCUGACCGGGGCCAACGAGGCCAAAGUGGCACACAACGGAGACGGUGUGACCCGGUGGCGGGGCCACCACUCUCUGACGGCCUCCCUCACCUCCACCGUGGCCGAGGCGGUGGUGGCGCUGGUGCGGCGGCUGCACCAGCUGCCCGCCUGGACCGAGGUCACCAGCCGCUACCUGGCUGACUGUCUGGUCGCUCUGCCGGCGCCGCCGCCGCCCACCGACAACGAGUCUGUCGCUGCUGCUGCGGCGGUCGCUGCCGACUCUCCCUCCGGCCCGGACUCGGUCGGCGAUUACCGCCAGUCGGCUCUGCUGGCCGCCCUGGCCGUGCUGGGCGGCGUCGACCCGCGGCCGCGGCUCGAGCGGUUCCCCACCUCGGACGACUUCAUCCAGCUGUGGGCCGGCCUCCUGACGUUCGCCAUGGACGCGCCGCUGUCCGGCUGUGAUCACAGCAAGUCGCCCAUGCAGGCCGGUGUGAGCCGUGUGGGCGUGCAGCAGCUGCAGCAGCAGCUGGCCGCUCUGGCCGCCUGCCGGCAGCUGCAGCAGCGUCAGCAGCUGCUCCGGCGCGUGCUCACCCGGGGACAGCUGCUGCCGCGUCUGACAGCCGUGGCCACCCAGCCGAGCCCCGUCCGGACCGUCUACAGUCGAGAACAGAUCGAGGUGGCGGCUCUUGCGCUCUCUCAGCAGCUGGCCUACGACCUGCACCACGCGCGCGCCGAUGUGCGUCUGGACACCCCCGGCUCGACGGCCGGCGCGCCGCGGGCGUCUCCGCCGCGCCGCAAACGCCGCACCUCGUCCCCGCCGCCGAGCGAGAUGGUCCGCCAGCUGGCCGAGAUGGGCUUCGAGCGACGCGCUGUCGAGAAAGCCCUCCAGUGCAUGGACGGUGAGCCCAGCGCCGAGUCGGUGGUAGCCUGGCUGCUGGAGCGGCAGUCGGCCGGCGGUGCGGCCAGCUCCGACUCCGACUGCAGCUCCGUGUCCUCCGAGGAGAAGCGCGAGGACGGCGAGUUCGAGGACGACGAGGAUGACGAGGAAGAGGACGAGCUGACGGCCAGCAGCCUCUCCGAGUCGGCGGCCGCCGGCGCCACCGGGCUGCAGCCGGCCGCGCAGGCCUCUAUCGGCGAGGCGUUCCGGCGCCGUCACCAGUUCGCCACGAACGACGACUAUGCGCUAUACGUGCGGAGCCACAUCGCCGUGGGCCAGACGGUGCGCUGCUGCCGAUCAUACGAGGAGGUGCACGAGGGCGACGUGGGAACGGUGGUCAAACUGGACAGGGACGGACUGCACGAUCUCAACGUACAGGUGAACUGGCAGCGGAAGGUGGGCAUCUACUGGGUGCGCUACAUCCACGUGGAGCUACUGGGUGUGACCGGCGUGGCCGCCACCACCACCCAUAUCCGAGUAGGGGACCGGGUGCGCGUCAAACCGUCCGUGCACACGCCCAAGUACAAGUGGGGCUCGGUGACCCACCGCAGCGUCGGAAUAGUCACAGGCAUCAUCAACAACGGGAGGGACGUCACGAUCGACUUUCCGCAGCAGAGUAACUGGACCGGCCUACUGACGGAGAUUGAGCCGGUCCCCACCAGCCACCCGGACGUCAGCUGCGCCGUCUGCGCCGCUGCGCCUAUAGUCGGCCCCCGUUACAUCUGCAAGGUGUGUGACCGCUGGGACCUAUGUGAGGGCUGUUUCCGGACGUCGCGCGGCCACCGGCACGGCUUCAGUCGCGUGCUGGAGCCGGGCGGCGCGCCCGUAUCGGCCGGCCGGCCGGGCCAGUGGCGGCGCGGCGCCGGCGCCGGCGGCCUGCCCGGCUCCCCGGCCGUCGACGGCCUGGUGUCCGAGUUCCGGCGCUGCGUCCGCGGCCUGUCCGUCUCCAGCCUGGAGGGGUGCGCCGACAGACUGGCAGAGGACGUCAGCGGCUUCUGGCAGAGCUGCGGCGCCAGCGGCAAGCACUGGAUCCGUCUGGAGAUGCAGCCCGGGGUGGCCGUCCACCGUCUGCAGCUGCUCUGCUCGCCCGCCGACGGCUCCUACAUGCCCUAUCUGCUGGUGGUGUCUGCCGGCCCGCAGCUGACCGCCCUCAGACAGCUGGCCGUCGUCACCGUGGCCGCCGACGAGACCUGGGUCACGCUGCUCUAUGACGUCACGGAGUACCACCAGUACAUCGAGAUCGCCAUCCGCGAGUGCCGUGACGGCGGUAUCGACUGUCGGGUGCACGCGCUGCGGGUCCUGGGCCGGCAGCUGGGUACUGACGACUCGGCCGGAGCCGGCGGAGGCGUCCACUUUCUGGCCAGCGACGGCGAGGAGGACUCUGAGGCCGGCUACCUGUGCCGCCCGUCCCCCGCGCCGGGCGCCGCGGCCGGCCUGCGCAGCCGCGUCUUCGUCUGGGGUCUGAACGACAAGGAUCAGCUGGGCGGCCUGAAGGGCUCCAAGAUCAAGCUGCCGGUGCCGUCGGAGGCCCUGAGUCGGCUCCAGCCGGCGCAGAUCGCCGGAGGAAGCAAGUGCACCUUCAUCGUGUCACAGGACGGCAGGGUGUACGCGUGCGGCGAGGGUAAGAACGGCCGACUGGGUCUGGGUCACUGCAUCAUCACCAGUACGCCGCGUCAGCUGACUUCGCUCAGCCAGUACGUGGUGAAGAAGGUGGCCGUCAACUCUGGCGGACGGCACGCGCUCGCCCUCACUGCGGACGGGAAGGUAUUCUCGUGGGGCGAGGGCGACGACGGUAAGCUGGGCCACGGCACGCGCCAGUCGUGCUUCAAGCCGCGUCAGGUGAUGGCUCUACGCUCGCGGCGCGUGCGGGACAUCAGCGCCGGCAGCUCGCACUCGGCGGCCAUUACGAGCUGCGGCCACCUGUACACCUGGGGACUGGGAGAGUACGGUCGGCUGGGGCACGGCGACGGACAGACCCACCUCACCCCCAAACUGGUGGAGGCUCUGGUAGGCCACCGUGUCGUCCAGGUGGCCUGCGGCUCACGUGACGCCCAGACGCUAGCCCUCACCGACAAGGGGCUGGUCUUCUCAUGGGGAGACGGCGACUUCGGGAAACUCGGCCGCGGCGGCAGCGAGGGCUGCGCCGGUCCCCACAACGUGGAGCGUCUGAAUGGCCUGGAGGUCUGUCAGGUGGAGUGUGGCGCUCAGUUCAGCCUGGCGCGUACCAGAACCGGGCAGGUGUGGACCUGGGGAAAGGGCGACUAUUACCGUCUGGGGCACGGUACGGACCAGCACGUGCGCCGGCCCAGCCAGGUGGAGGCGCUCCGGUCACACAAAGUGGUGCACGUGGGAGUCGGAGCGCUGCACUGCCUGGCCGUCACCGAUACUGGACAGGUGUUUGCGUGGGGCGACAACGACCACGGCCAGCAGGGGAACGGCUCCACCCAAGUAAACCGCAAACCCACUCUGGUCCACGACCUGGAGGGAGUGCGCGUGUCGCGCGUCUCGUGCGGCUCGAGCCACAGCGUGGCCUGGACCACGCCCGAGCCGAGCGCUCCGGCUCAGCACGAGCCUGUGCUGUUCCCAUCGGGCCGUGACCCGCUGGGCGCCGACACUCUGAGCGCAGCCGCCGGUCCCGGCUCGACCCCGACCGCGGCGGUCCGACCGAGCCCGGCCGGCGCCGAGGCGGCGGCGGCGGCGCCGGGAGCGGCCUCCAGAGCCAAGACGCGCCACAUGUCCCUGGCCAGGUCACUGCUGCUGAUGGAGUCGCAGGCAGGACAGAAGAUGGCUCUGCAGCGUCUGCUGAAGGCUCUGGCGGUCACCACGGCCCGGGAGACGGUACUGGCCGCCGUCAUGUCCAGCGUCGACCACAUGAAGUCGGAUCACUCGCCAGCCUCGUCGUCUGUCUGCUCGGCGCCGGCGGCGGGCGUCUGGCAGGACUCGUGUGACGAGGACACUCAGUCGGGCUCGGACUCGUCGGCGCCCUCCGUCUCUGCCGGACCGGUAACCCCAGAGGUGGCGGACGGAGGCGGCGAGGCGCCCGUGUCACUGGACGAAACGGUGGACCAGAGUCCCAGCUCGGCGGCCGUCUCCCUGUCGGCCUCCGCCUCCGCCGCUCUGCCCGCCUCUCUCCCCGCCUCUGCCGGAGGCGGGGCCGGCGCGGCGGCGGCCGGCUCCGACUCGGCGUCAGACGAGGCGUCGGCUGACGGCGGCGCGGUCACCGUCUCCAGCAGAAUGUCCCAGGCGGCCAUCACCGUGCUGGCGGCCACGCUGUCGGCACCCGAACAGGUGGAGACUGCGCGCACGCCCGAGCUGCGUCUGGACAGCUUCACCUCCCAACUGACGGCCGACGACGCGCGAGGCCUGGUCGACCUGCUGAAACUGGCCGCCGCCGGCAGAGUGCGAGACGACGCCACCGGGGCGCUGGCGCAGCUGCUCAAAGCGAUGGGCCGCAGCCAGCCGGCAGUCAGCGCCAUGCUUCUGGAGACCUGUGUCACUGAACUGGAGGACGUGGCCAGCGGCGGUGGCGGCGCGGCCCGCCUGCCGCCGCCCGUCGUCCAGGAGUCGUCACACCCGUACCUGAGGGACACCAACAUAUCGGGACUAGUCCGGAUACCAGGCGCCGAGUCCCUGUGGGUGGAGUUCGACCCGCAGUGCUGCUCGGAGCGGCGCAGGGACCCGCUCACGCUCACUGACGCCGGCGGCCGGGUACUGGCCGUCCGCUCCGGCCGUGACCCGGCCGACUGGAGCACCGAGCUGCGCGUCUCCGGUAACGAGCUGCGCUGGAAGUUCGUUUCGGAGCUGGGCGGCGGCGGCAGCUGGGGCUGGCGCUUCACCGUGCACCCGGUGAUGCCGCACGGCGCGGAGACGGCCGGCGCCGGCGGAUCCGACCGCAGGAUACUGUCGCGGCCCAGCCUCGACCUGGUCAGACACCUGCUGGACGUUCGUGCGGCCCGCGAGCCCGGCACCGUAUCCCGUCUGACGGCAGCUCUGGCUGCCUGUGCCCAGCUGAGCGCCCUGCAGCCGUCGGCGCGCCGCUGGGCGCUGCAGCAGCUGCGAUACCUCCUCUCCGUCACCGGGCGGCCCGCCACCCCCGGCGCCGACACCGCGCCCUCCGGCCCUCUGUCCGUGCUCGUCCAGGCGCUGCCUGAGGCGCUCUACCGACAGUUCGAGUACGAGGAGCCGCAGGUGCGCGCCGGGAAGCAGCUGAUGCACAGCGCCUUCUGCAAGGAACUGGCGGCGCUGGCCUGUGAGCUGGAGUUUGACCGGCUGCCGGCCAUCGCCGAGAGCCACCGCUGGAGCUGGUUCAGGCGGUACUGCCUGGCGUCCCGCGUGAUGGCGGCGCUGAUACAGCGACAGCCGCUGCCGCGACCCUUCCAGGACGAGGUGGCCAAGAAGAUCCGUGAGCUGAGCGGAGAGGAGGCCACUGAUUCUCGACACGUGGAUCACAGCGUGUUUACCGAGGACCGCGACCAGCAGCUGCUGCACUGGAUACACAGACGUCCGGACGACUGGACGCUGUCCUGGGGCAGCUCGGGCGUCAUAUACGCCUGGGGCCACAACCACCGCGGCCAGCUGGGCGGUCUGGACGGCGCCAAGGUCAAACAGCCCACGCCCUGUGAGGCGUUCUCGCUGCUGAAACCCGCCCAACUGAUCGGAGGGGAGCAGACCCUGUUCGCAGUCACCUCUGAUGGAAAGGUGCUGGCCACGGGUUACGGUGCCGGCGGCCGGCUGGGUAUCGGCGGCACCGACUGCGUCUCCACGCCCACUCUGCUGGAGAGCCUGCAGCACGUCUUCAUCAAAAAGGUGGCAGUGAACAGCGGCGGCAAACACUGCCUGGCGCUGACGUCCGAGGGAGAGGUCUACAGCUGGGGGGAGGGAGACGACGGAAAACUCGGACACGGAAACAAAAGUUCCUGCGAGCGUCCCCGUCUGAUCGAGGCUCUGCGCGACAAGCGUGUGGUUCAGGUGGCCUGCGGCGGCUCGCACUCGGCCUGCGUCACUGCCGAGGGCCACCUGUACACCUGGGGACGGGGCCGGUACGGGCGGCUCGGCCACGGCGACUCGGACGACCAGAGCCGACCCAAACUGGUCGAGACGCUCGUCGGGUGGAGGGUAGUGGACGUGGCCUGCGGCUCCGGUGACGCCCAGACCCUAUGUAUCACCGACGACGACAACGUGUGGAGCUGGGGAGACGGCGACUACGGAAAGCUGGGCCGCGGCGGCUCCGAGGGCUGCAAGCUGCCGCUCAAGAUCGAGUCGCUCUCCGGUCUGGGCGUGGUGCGCGUCGAGUGCGGCUCACAGUUCUCGGCGGCGCUCACUCGCUCCGGCAGCGUGUACACUUGGGGUAAGGGCGACUACCAUCGGCUGGGUCACGGCCUGGAUGAGCACGUUCGCCGUCCAAAGAAGGUGGCCGCCCUGCAGGGGAAGAGGAUCAUCUGUAUCGCGGUCGGCUCUCUGCACUGCGUGGCAUGCUCUCAGGAGGGCGAGGUGUUCACCUGGGGCGAUAACGACGAGGGCCAGCUGGGAGACGGCACCACCAACGCCAUCCAGCGGCCGCGACUCGUAGCUGCGCUGUCGGGUAAGAAGAUAAACCGCGUGGCCUGCGGCUCUGCCCACACUCUGGCCUGGAGCACCAACGUCUCAUCAAACACUGGCAAACUGCCCAAACAGAUCCCUCUGGAGUUUGACCACCUGCGCGAGCUGCCGGUGGCCGUGCUCCGUAACCGACUGGUGGUGCUGCACCACUUCAGCGACCUCUUCUGCCCGCUGGUGCCGCUGUUCCACCUGAGCGCGCCCCAGCUGAGGACGCUCGUCGUGCCGGCGGUGAAGGAGGCCGCCUUCAGAAAGGUGGUGCAGGCCACGAUGAUCCGUGACCGGCAGCACGGCCCGGUGGUCGAGCUGAACCGGAUGCAGGUGCGCCGCUCGCGCUCCCGUCCGGCCGCCACCGCCGCCGCCACCUCCGGCCACAAGACCGUGUUCUCCCAGAUGGCCUCCAAGAUGGGACUGCUGGGCGCCGAGGCGCUCCUCCUGCCGCACAGGGUGUGGAAGGUGAAAUUUGUCGGUGAGAGUGUGGACGACUGCGGCGGCGGGUACAGCGAGAGCAUCGCCGAGAUGUGCGACGAACUGUCCGCGGGCAGCCCGCCGCUGCUCAUCAUUACUCCCAACGGGCGCGGAGAGGCGGGUGCCAACCGCGACUGCCACCUGCUCAACCCUGCGGCCCGCUCUCAGCAGUACAGACAUCUGUUCACAUUCCUAGGCCUUCUGAUGGGUAUCGCGGUGCGCACCGGCUCGCCGCUGAGUCUGAACCUGGCUGAGCCGGUCUGGAAGCAGCUGGUGGGUCUGCAGCUCUCGCCGUCUGACCUGGCCGAGGUGGACCGCGACUACCUGCCCGGUCUGCUGUGUCUGCGCGACGACCCGGCGCUGGCCUCCCUGGAGCUACCGUUCAGCACCCCGUCAGCGGCCGGACAUGAGGUGCUGCUGAGUGGCACAUACCGGCGCGUCACCGACGAUAACAAGACAGAGUACAUCCGCGCGGCGCUCAACUAUAGACUACACGAAGCAGACGCGAUGGUGGCGGCCGUCCGCGAGGGUAUGAGUCGCGUCAUCCCCGUACCGCUACUGGAGCUGUUCACCGGCGCGGAGCUGGAGACGAUGGUGUGCGGCUCGCCAGACAUUCCCAUCAAACUGCUCAUGGCCGUCGCAACCUACAAAGGCGUGGACGCGUGCUCGCCGCUGGUGGCCUGGUUCUGGGAGGUGAUGCAGGAGCUCAGCACCCUGGAGCGCUCCCUGUUCCUCCGCUUCGUGUGGGGCCGCACGCGGCUGCCGCGCACCAUCGCCGACUUCCGCGGCCGCGACUUUGUGCUGCAGGUGCUGGACAAGUACCAGCCGGCCGACCACUUCCUGCCCGAGAGCUACACCUGCUUCUUCCUGCUCAAAAUGCCCAGAUACUCGUGCAAGGCUGUGCUCCGCGAGAAGUUGCUGUACGCCAUUCACUUCUGCAAGUCGAUCGACACGGACGACUAUGCGCGCGUGGCCAUGACGGCCCAGCAGGCGGAGGAGGAGGACACCACCACGGAGACCAGCAGUGAGCUGAACGACGGAAGCUAUAGCGACUUCUCGGCGUAUCCGCUGGACGGCUAAUCUCCGGGGGUGUCACACUCAAACCACGGCGCGCCCGACGACAGCGGCUCGCCCUCAGAGCGGUACGCCCUCUCGGCCUCCGAGGACAGCGGUGGCACUCCAGAGGACAGGAGGAGCUCGAACGAGGACAGUGUCUCUCACGUGGACAACAAUGUCUCUGAAGACAACAAUGUCUCUGAGGACAACAAUGUCUCUGAGGACAGCAGUGUCGGGGACGGCAGGUUUCCAGAGGACAGCAAUGUCUCUCACGAAGACAGUGUCUCUCUAAAUGACAACAGCGUCUCUGAGGACACCAGUAUCUCUCAAGAGGACAACAAUGUACUAUCUGAGGACAACAAUGUCUCUGAAGGCAGCAUUGUCUCUGAGGACACCGUUGUCUCUCCCGAGGACAACAGUGUCUCUCAAGAGGAUGCCAGUGUCUCUGAGGACACCAGUAUCUCCCAAGAGUACAACAAUGUCUCUGAGGACAACAAUGUCUCUGAAGGCAGCAUUGUCUCUGAGGACACCGGUGUCUCUCAAGAGGAUGCCGGUGUCUCUCCCGAGGAAAGGAGGAGCUCAAGCGAGAACAGCAAUGUCUCACAAGGGAACACUACUGCGAACUCCACGGACUCGAGCGCCACCGAGUCUGGGGAAUCGCUGGACUCCUCCGACUCCUCCGACUCCAGCUGGUCGUCACAGGACUCGGAGAACGCCCCCGAGUCCGGUGGAUCGUGGGACUCCUCGAUUGCCGGGGACUCGGGGGCGUCCUCCGACUUCUCGCUGUAAGUGACGACGCACUAUCCGCUGUCCUCGGGCUGCGGAGUGAAGGUUCGACUGGGGACGGUCAGUCUGGACACACCGGACGCCCCCACAGACGACCGACCCAGGGAACGGGAGGACGCGCCGCAAGGACGGGCUGAGGACCGCUAUCCUCACGGAGUCGCACUCCUCAGUCGGCACCCCUCGGGGAAGGGUUUCUUUCUCUAGUCAGCAGUUUUGCGAUCCUCGCCGCCGCUUUUCGUCGCAAUGUCCUGGCUUGUAGCCGCAGAUGAGGACCACGCGGUCAGGCGCUGUUAGCCAGUCAGGGUGUUACGUAGAAGCCUGUGCAAGCGGUUCGCUCUACCCCGCAGCUGGCUUCGCCCUGUGAGCAAACGCAGCUCAUUAUUAUACUCUAGAUCCGGCUCUGUCGGUCGGCGUAUGGAGGGUAGGUACUCUGGUUUAGCCUGGUCACGGCUGGCCACUGGUCGUGUAAGACUCAAUUUGUUUCCGGCGUGUCGCCUGUGGAGUGUGGAUGUUGUCGCUUAUUUAUCAAUGUUUGUUGCCUGCGUGCCCUGCAGCGCGGGCGGCGCCCGUACAGGGGCGGGCCCCGAGCGAGGGGGAGCGCGUGCCGCCCGUGUCUGCGUGGUUCAGCUCCCGUCGCCACUGCCGCCGCCGCCACCGCCCAGCCACGCUUAUCGCAGUGUUGUGGCCACAAUGUGAUAACUGGACAAUACACAGAACGUCUCCGCUGA
Molecule: messenger RNA, 16636 nt
Organism: Amphibalanus amphitrite
Lineage: Eukaryota; Metazoa; Arthropoda; Thecostraca; Balanomorpha; Balanidae
Product: E3 ubiquitin-protein ligase HERC2-like
Exons: 71
Coding region: 117-15146 (5009 amino acids)
Biological process (GO): protein ubiquitination
Molecular function (GO): protein binding; zinc ion binding; ubiquitin-protein transferase activity
Source: RefSeq, a predicted model, not a curated record